Messenger RNA from Sclerotinia borealis F-4128, 933 nucleotides. NCBI's taxonomy places the organism in Eukaryota, Fungi, Ascomycota, Leotiomycetes, Helotiales, Sclerotiniaceae. The record is from the annotation of a GenBank genome assembly.
AUGUUUAAUCAAGAAGUAAUUGGUGCGCAGCGUAUCAUGCAUAAGGCUCGCAUCUCGUAUCCAUCUCAUCUCUACACCAUCUGGCUCUUCCCAUUUGCCGACCUCAAAACGAUCGUCGGGCCAGAAUCGGCGUUUGGGAUCUUCAGUGCUCUCUCCGGACCUAUUCUCACGAGCAAUGAGUUUCCCAAAGCCAUCGACAUCGUCUCUCGACUUCCACUCGUUUUAUUCUGGACCUGGAUCACCCUCUUGCCAUUAGUCAUUGACAACCAGAGACGCCCAAAGUCGAUAGAGGAAGAUCGACUUAACAAGCCUUGGCGUCCUAUACCCGCAGGCCGAAUCAGUAGCAUUCUUGCAAAGCGCUGGAUGCAAGUAUCCUACUGUAUGGCAUUGAUCAUCAGCUACUAUCUGGAGACCCUAGGACAGUUCACGGGUUUGAUAACUCUCGGAGUCCUAUACAAUGAGUUUGGCUGGGGGGACAAUAGCUACGUCGUUCGAAAUUUGUUAAAUGCUCUUGCGUUCCUGUGUUACAGUUCGGGGACCAGUCUCAUUGCUUCCAAUGCCCAACUUAAAAUGGAGGGGAUGAUGUGGUUUGUUGUCAUUGGAAGCGUGGUUUUCACCACGGUGCAUACUCAGGACAUGCACGACCAGAUUGGAGAUAGAGCACGUGAAAGAAAAACAGUUCCUCUCGUGAUUGGAGAUUGGCCAGCGCGAUUGACGAUAGCUGUUUUUGUGGGAUUUUGGUCAUUGUUCUGUCCUGCUUUUUGGGAUUUGAGUGUAUAUGGAUACUUCGCUCCUAUUACAUUUGGUGGUGUGGUGAUUGUCAGAUGCAUUCGGAAGAGAGAGAUUGAUGAUGACAAGGUGACUUGGUUAAUUUGGAAUAUCUGGAUUGUGAUGCUAUACUUGUUGCCAUUAUGCAAGAGGCUUGGAUUCUAA